This is a messenger RNA of Mesocricetus auratus (golden hamster), 9556 nucleotides long. RefSeq names its product retinoic acid induced 1 (gene Rai1). The transcript has 7 exons. Gene Ontology annotation, cellular component: nucleus. Gene Ontology annotation, biological process: regulation of transcription by RNA polymerase II; circadian regulation of gene expression. NCBI's taxonomy places the organism in Eukaryota, Metazoa, Chordata, Mammalia, Rodentia, Cricetidae. The record is from RefSeq and is a predicted model, not a curated record. Bases 2748 to 8396 code for a protein of 1882 amino acids.
GUUGUCCUUGUCCCCCCCUCCCCAACAGGGGGCUGGAAGAAACUGGCUCAUCCUGUUUCUCCAAGAAUGAGGGUGAGCUGUGCCCCUUUCCGGUGGGUCACUGAAGACCCAAGAUUGGAAUGUGACACCAGGGAGGGGAAGGCCACAGGAGGUACAGGCUGAGGCUGGGCUGCCAAAAAAACAAGAGUUUGUUCUGGUUCUGGAGCCCUUCAAAUAGGGGGCAGGGGUGGGAAAGACAGAGAUAGGCAGAGAGGCAUGUGCAGGGUUCAAAGUGUGCAGGGGUGAGGGUUAUCUUAGGAACAGAGAGUGGGACAGAGGGGAAUAUAUGGGAAUGUAAGAGGUGUUCUUGCUACAGAUUCAUAGGCUUAUGUUUGGGAGAGAAAGCAGUCAGGGCUUUGCUACAUCAGGCAUUCCCUUCAUUAGUUCAUUGGUUCUUUGAGCAUCAUUUCUGUGUGUAUACUGAACAAACCAGUGUUAGUCUUCAAGGCCCUGGAUCUGUUGGCACUGGGUAGACAGUCAACAAAUGCCCAUUUUUGCACAGUAGCCUGACUGGAUGGUCCUGUGAAGAGGAGAAAUGGCUGCACCAGGGCCCAGGAUGGGGAAGUGGUAUGCCAGAGCCCAGAAUAGGGAUGUGGUGUAUCAUUGCCUGGGAGACGUGGGUGAGAUGCUGGAAUCAGCCAGGAAUUAUUUCCCCUUGUUCUCUGGACUCAAUGCUAUCAGUGUCGACACAGGGUAGACUGUGCUCAGUCUGUAGGCUUGUGUUGCUCAUUUCUUGGGGAGGGAGCUGUUAGUGGAGAGGGCUGAUGGGAUGGGGCAGCAGGUUUGCUUAACACCCACCCCAGACCUGUAAGGGCUUUUGAAGGAAGGUGUUUAGGGGAGGCUGUGCUGAUUUGCACAGUGGGCUCUCUUGGGACAGAUCAGCAAGAAUCAGAUUAAGAAUUACAGAAGAGGUCUAAAUUCCAGCUAUUGCUUCAGGGGAGCCAAUUUUCCUUUCCCUGGGCAUCAGUUUCUUCUGUCAAAAAUGGGAAUAUGAAUUGCUGCCAACAUUAAAGGUGACAAUGGCCUUGAUUUGUUUUGUGAUCUGAAAAGAAAAGAGGGCCCUAUGGCUUGGGGAUAUAAACACGAAUUUUGGGUGAAGCCAGCCUGAGUUCAGAUGCUGUAUCAGUUACUGUUUGGGGGCUCUGCUUUCCUCCAUUUUAAGAUGAGCAUAAGAGGGUCCUGCCUGCACAGGCACAGGACUGCCCUCUUGGUUGUUAUUGUUGGGUUGAUACUUAGUUUUGUGAUGCUGGGGAUGGAAUGUGGAACCUUUGGCCUGCUAGGCAAGUGUGUCAACCCUGUGCUGUACCCCAGCCCUAGACUGUUAUUCUUACUGCUAAAGAGUUCUGCAACAUGGACAAGCCAUCAAUGACUGUUUCCGUUGACAAAGUCACCUCUAACCCUCACUUGCAGAACAGGGAGUCCAGUGCCUGUUUCUCUUGUGAGGUGGAGGUCAGUGGAGGGAAGGCAAAUGAAAAUGACUGACUUCUCACCAUAGUUUCUGUUUGCAAAGGAACUUUGCCCCAGUGAUGAGAGUAGACCCUGAGAAAGUCCCCAGCAACUUGUGAUUUUAGUGGAAGUGUAACCAAUUUAAUUUUUCAGUCAUUUAUGCGGAGUGGAGUGACUCGUAUAUUUCAGGGUACAAGAGCUUUGACCAUCCCUAAAGCAGAGAAGCUCCCAGUCUAAAAGGGAAAGUGAACCAUGUUUGAGAUUAGGAUAAGAGGUAAAAUCAACCCACUUAUUUUGAGAUGGAGCAGAGUUAUGCAUUCACUUAUUUCAGAGGCACUGGGAUAGACUAUGGAAAGGUGGCUCUUAAUUUGCUGUGAUUUUGUCACUUAGGUGAUGUUUAAGUCAUGUCUGGAGGCAUUCUUGGAUGUCUCAGCUAAGGGAUACUGCAGAACACUCUGCAAUGCACAGUCACUAUAACAACAAACCAGCUGGCCAAGACAUCUAUAGCACUGAGGGCUCAACAAGCCUUGCUUGCAAAAGUGGUAGUAGCCGCAUAGAUAUAUAAUCCCUGACAUUUUGAAAUGUCCAGUCUGGUGGACAUGCUGGCAUUGCAGAAAGGACUGUGUAAUAGUCACAAUUGCAUGAAUUGUCAUGAUGUGCUGAGCCAGUGAUGGCCUUCUGCAGUCUUUCUAGUCUAACACAUGACCCAAUCUCUAAGGGUUCAGAGGUGGAGGGGAAGGGUGUCAUUGCAAGGCUGGCUGCCAGGAAAAGACUAAGCCUUGGGGGAUCUUGGAGAAGCUUCCAGAGGUGGGGAGAUGCUAAGAAGCCUUUUCCAUCUUCUGGUUUGAGGAACUGCAGCUCCUACUGUGUUGUAGUGUGGAGACUGAAAAGACCAGGAUCUCAUCUGGCUGUCGGGUACUGGAAGAGGCGAGGGGGAGAGCGCACCAUAGCAGAGAGACGGCAGGAGAAAAGGGAGACUACGAGACGCGCCGCGCCGGCGCCCGGAGACCCAGGAGGAGCCCGCAGCAGUUAGGUUGUGAUGGGGAUUCUCCCCUCCCUUUUGCUCCACAAUGCCUUGGUGAGCGGUCUCGGCGACCGAGCUACCCGUGGAAGAAUUGGGGCUGAGAUGUCGCGGCGGGUGGCCGCAGAUGGGGAUGCUGGAGAAGGAAGGAGUUCAUCUCAAGUUCGCAAUCUGUGUCCGGAAGCUGGUCUGGCCUGGGAGGGCGUUUCGAGCACCGGACCUACUAUAGCCGGCCCGCGUCAUGCAGUCUUUUCGAGAAAGGUGUGGUUUCCAUGGCAAACAGCAAAACUACCCACAAACCUCACAGGAGACAUCGCGCCUGGAGAACUACAGGCAGCCAGGUCAGGCUGGGCUCAGCUGUGAUCGGCAGCGGCUGCUGGCCAAGGACUAUUACAACCCACAGCCCUAUACAGGCUAUGAGGGUGGCGCUGGCACACCUUCUGGCACGGUGGCCACGACAGCUGCAGACAAGUACCACCGAGGCAGCAAGUCCCUGCAGGGGAGGCCGACUUUCCCCAGCUAUGUUCAAGACAGCAACCCCUACCCAGGGCGCUACUCUGGCGAGGAGGGUCUUCAGACCUGGGGGGGUCCACAGCCACCACCUCCCCAGCCACAGCCUUUGCCAGGAGCAGUGAGCAAGUAUGAGGAGAACUUGAUGAAGAAGACGGUGGUGCCCCCAAACAGGCAGUACUCUGAGCAGGGCCCCCAACUUCCCUUCCGGACUCACAGCCUGCAUGCCCCACCACCACAGCCUCAGCAGCCCCUGGCUUACCCCAAACUCCAAAGGCAGAAACCGCAGAACGACCUUGCCUCCCCUCUGCCCUUUCCCCAGAGCAGCCACUUUCCCCAGCAUUCCCAGUCCUUCCCUACCUCCUCCACCUACGCCCCGGCAGUGCAGGGUGGUGGGCAGGGGGCACACUCAUACAAGAGUUGCACAGCACCAUCUGCCCAGCCUCAUGACAGGCCAAUGAGUGCCAAUGCCAGCCUGGCCCCGGGGCAGCGGGUCCAGAAUCUCCACGCUUACCAAUCAGGCCGCCUUGGCUAUGAGCAGCAGCCGCAAGCACUUCAAGGCCGGCACCACACCCAGGAAACUCUCCACUACCAGAACCUCGCCAAGUACCAACACUAUGGACAGCAGGGCCAGGGCUACUGUCCACCAGACACAGCUGUCAGGACUCCAGAACAGUAUUACCAGACCUUCAGCCCUAGUUCCAGCCAUUCCCCUGCACGUUCUGUGGGUCGCUCCCCUUCCUAUAGCUCCACCCCAUCACCACUGAUGCCCAAUCUGGAGAACUUCCCCUAUAGCCAGCAGCCGCUUAGUACUGGAGCCUUCCCCGCCGGCAUCACAGACCACAGCCACUUUAUGCCCCUGCUCAAUCCAUCCCCAACAGAUGCUGCCAGUUCUGUGGACCCCCAGGUCAGCAACUGCAAGCCCCUGCAAAAGGAGAAGCUCCCCGACAACUUGCUGUCGGACCUCAGCUUACAGAGCCUCACAGCACUUACCUCACAGGUAGAAAACAUCUCCAACACUGUGCAGCAGCUUUUGCUGUCCAAAGCUGCCAUGCCACAGAAGAAAGGGGUCAAGAGCCUCGUGUCUAGGACUCCGGAGCAGCACAAGAGCCAGCACUGUAGCCCCGAGGGCAGUGGCUACUCAGCUGAGCCAGCAGGCACACCACUGUCUGAGCCGCCAAGCAGCACACCCCAGUCCACUCACGCUGAGCCACAGGACACUGACUACCUGAGUGGCUCCGAGGACCCACUCGAGCGCAGCUUCCUCUACUGCAGCCAGGCCCGCGGCAGUCCUGCCAGGGUCAACAACAACUCCAAGGCCAAGCCUGAAUCUGUGUCCACCUGUUCUGUGACCUCACCUGACGACAUGUCCACCAAGUCUGACGACUCUUUCCAGAGCCUGCACAGUACCCUGCCACUGGAUAGCUUCUCCAAAUUUGUGGCCGGCGAGCGAGACUGUCCACGGCUGCUGCUCAGUGCCCUGGCACAGGAAGAUCUGGCCUCUGAGAUCCUGGGGCUUCAGGAGGCCAUCGUUGAGAAGGCUGACAAGGCCUGGGCUGAGGCUUCCAGCCUGCCCAAGGACAAUGGCAAGCCACCCUUCUCACUGGAGAACCACAGCACCUGCCUAGACACUGUGGCCAAGACUUCAUGGUCACAUCCAGGGGAACCAGAAGCCCUACCUGAGCCCUUGCAGCUGGACAAGGGUGGUAGCACCAAGGACUUCAGCCCAGGGCUGUUUGAAGACCCUUCUGUGGCCUUCGCCACCACUGACUCGAAGAAGACAACCAGUCCCCUGUCCUUUGGCACCAAGCCUUUGCUUGGGACUGCCACUCCAGACCCCACCACAGCAGCAUUUGACUGCUUUCCAGACACAACCACUGCCAGCUCGGUGGACAGUGCCAACCCCUUUGCCUGGCCAGAGGAGAACCUGGGUGAUGCUUGUCCUCGCUGGGGCCUCCACCCUGGUGAGCUCACCAAGAGCUUGGAGCAGGGGGCAAAAGCCCCAGACAAUGUGGGCAAAGCACACGAACCCUCUGCCUGCUUGGGCUUCCAGGAAGACCAUGCUGUUGGGAAGCAGGCAGCUGCACUGUCCGGGGAUUUCAAACAGCAGGAGGCAGAUGGGGUGAAGGAGGAAGUGGGUGGGUUGCUGCAGUGCCCUGAGGUGGACAAAGCUGACCAGUGGUUGGAGGACAGCCGGCAUUGCUGUUCCUCCACUGACUUUGGGGACCUGCCACUGUUGCCACCCCCUGGCAGGAAGGAGGACCUGGAGGCUGAAGAGGAGUACUCUUCCUUGUGUGAACUGUUGGGUAGCCCUGAGCAGAGGCCCAGCCUGCAGGACCCAUUGUCCCCCAAGGCUCCACUGAUUUGCACCAAGGAGGAAGCCGAGGAGGUGCUGGACACCAAGGCUGGCUGGGCCUCCCCAUGUCACCUCUCUGGGGAGCCUGCUGUCCUGCUGGGCCCCUCUGUGGGUGCCGAAUCCAAGGUCCAGAGCUGGUUUGAGUCUUCACUGUCACAUAUGAAGCCAGAAGAUGGGCCAGAGAUGGAGAGAGCCCAAGGUAGUUCCACCACGUCAGAAGGCUCCCUGGCCCCGAAGCCUAACAAGCCUGCUGUUCCUGAGGUGCCCAUUGCUAAGAAAGAGCCUGUGCCACGGGGUAAAAGUUUACGGAGCCGGCGGGUACACCGAGGAUUGCCUGAGGCUGAAGACUCUCCGUGCAGGGUGCCAGCACUUCCCAAAGACCUCUUGCUCCCAGAGUCCUGUACGGGACCUCCCCAGGGACAGGCAGAAGGGGCUGGAGCCCCAGGCCGGGGGCUAUCGGAAGGGCUCCCUAGAAUGUGUACUCGCUCUCUUACAGCUCUGAGUGAGCCCCAAACUCCUGGACCUCCAGGCCUGACCACUACCCCCACACCUCCUGAUAAACUGGGAGGCAAACAGCGAGCCGCCUUCAAGUCUGGCAAGCGGGUAGGAAAGCCAUCACCCAAGGCGGCAUCCAGCCCCAGCAACCCUGCUGCCCUGCCUGUCGCCUCGGACAGUAGCCCCAUGGGCUCCAAGACCAAGGAGCCAGACUCUCCCAGCGUCCCUGGCAAGGACCAGCGUUCCAUGGUCCUCCGGUCUCGCACCAAACCCCAGCAGGUCUUCCAUGCCAAACGGCGGCGGCCCUCAGAGAGCCGGAUCCCAGACUGUCGUGCCACCAAGAAGCUCCCUGCCAACAACCACUUACCCACCGCAUUCAAGGUCUCCAGUGGGCCACAGAAGGAAGGCCGGGUGAGCCAGCGGGUCAAAGUACCCAAGCCUGGUACAGGGAGCAAGCUUUCAGAUCGGCCCCUCCACACGCUCAAAAGGAAGUCAGCUUUCAUGGCUCCUGUCCCAACCAAAAAGCGAAGCCUCAUCCUUCGAAGCAGCAGUGGAAAUGGGGCAGAUGGGAGGGAGGAGAGGCCUGAGAGCUCUCCUGGCCUCUUGAGGAGGAUGGCCUCACCCCAGAGGGCCAGGCCCAGAGGCAGUGGGGAGCCACUCCCUCCCCCAUCCCUGGAGACACCUGCUGCGUGCAUGGGGUUGGCUACACCAUCAUCCCUGCCCAGUGCUGUGAGGACCAAGGUGCUGCCACCCCGAAAGGGCCGUGGCCUCAAGCUGGAGGCCAUUGUGCAGAAGAUCACCUCACCUGGUCUCAAGAAACUAGCAUGCAGAGUGGCAGGGGCUCCUCCUGGGACACCUCGGAGCCCAGCCCUACCUGAGAAACGGUCAGGGGGCAGUCCAGCUGGGGCAGAAGAGGGCCUAGGAGCAACGGGCCCUGGGCAGACGCUACCAGCAGCUUCAGGAGCUGAUGCGUUGUGCAGAAAUCCAGUCAGCAGGUCCCUAAAAGGCAAACUCUUGAGUAGUAAGAAACUGUCCUCUACUGCUGACUGUCCCAAAGCUGAGGCCUUCAUGUCCCCAGAGACCCUGCCAUCCCUAGGGACUGCCCGGGCACCGAAGAAAAGGAGCAGGAAAAGCAGGACCGGUGCCUUGGGACCCUCUAAAGGCCCAUUGGAGAAGCGGCCCUGUCCUGGCCAAACUCUGAUCCUUGCUACCCAUGACAGGGCCAGCAGCACUCAGGGUGGAGGUGAGGACAGCGCCAGUGGAGGAGGCAAGAAGCCAAAGACAGAGGAGCCGGGACUGGCCUCCCAGCCCCCUGAAGGCCGACCCUGCCAGCCCCAGACAAGGGCACAGAAGCAGCCAGGCCAAGCCAGCUACAGCAGCUAUUCAAAGCGGAAGCGCCUCAACCGAGGCCGGGCUAAGACCACCCAUGCAUCACCCUGUAAGGGACGUGCCACCCGGAGACGGCAGCAGCAGGUACUGCCCCUGGAUCCUGCAGAGCCUGAAAUCCGACUCAAAUACAUUUCCUCCUGCAAGCGGCUGAGGGCGGACAGCCGCACCCCAGCCUUCUCGCCCUUCGUGCGGGUGGAGAAGCGAGAUGCUUACACUACCAUAUGCACUGUUGUCAACUCCCCAGGGGAUGAGCCCAAGCCUCACUGGAAACUGUCCUCUGCUGCCUCCUCCUCUGUCUCCUCCUCCUCCUCAGAACCAGCUGGGGCCUCUGCGACCGCUUUCCCUGGAGGCCCUGUGCUGCAGCCGAGGCCCUCCCUGCCCCUCUCCUCCACCAUGCAUCUGGGACCUGUGGUAUCCAAGGCCCUAAGUACCUCUUGCCUUGUCUGCUGCCUCUGCCAAAACCCAGCCAACUUCAAGGACCUUGGGGACCUCUGUGGCCCCUACUACCCUGAACACUGCCUCCCAAAAAAGAAACCAAAACUUAAGGAGAAGGUGCGGCUGGAGGGCACCUUUGAGGAGGCCUCUCUGCCUCUUGAGAGAACAUUCAAAGGCCUGGAAUGUGCAGCCAGCACCACUGCUGCCACCGCCACCGCCACCGCCACAACCCUGGGGAGGCCGUCCAGGCCUGAUGGCCCAGCUGACCCUGCCAAGCAGGGCACCCUGCGCACCAGUGCCCGGGGCCUGUCGCGGCGGCUGCAGAGUUGCUAUUGCUGUGAUGGUCAGGGGGACGGGGGUGAGGAGGCGGCCCCAGCUGACAAGAGCCGUAAACAUGAGUGCAGCAAAGAGGCCUCUGCAGAACCUGGUGGGGACACCCAGGAGCACUGGGUCCACGAGGCCUGUGCUGUGUGGACCAGCGGGGUGUACCUGGUGGCCGGGAAGCUCUUUGGGCUGCAGGAGGCCAUGAAGGUAGCUGUGGACAUGCCGUGUUCCAGCUGUCAUGAAGCCGGGGCAACCAUCUCGUGUUCCUAUAAAGGAUGCAUCCACACCUACCACUACCCUUGUGCCAAUGACACAGGUUGUACAUUCAUUGAGGAGAAUUUUACUUUGAAGUGCCCCAAACAUAAGAGGCUGCCAUUGUAAUCCCCACGUGGCCGAUCCUCCAAGGAAGAGGAGCUGCGCCCACAGCCGUCCUUGAUCCCAUCCCAGGUCUUGGUUCCGGCUGCUUCGGGUGCUGGCGUGAGGCCCCGGUUGUGAAGAAACCCUGAUCCAGGCCAGACUUGGCGAGGGCAGGCCACCGGGCGGCCAGACCCAGGGCGCGCAGCUUCGGGUGGGGUGCAAGUCCCCUGCAAGUUCUGAAAGGACGUGGCAUGCAAGCUGUGCCCCAGGAAGUGGCCGAGGGCGCUGUCGGCUCGGUGGACGACAUGGGGCAGGACCCAAGCUUUUCUGUAGAGGCUCAGUCUUGGGGGAAUGCAGCCCAGCACCACCGCCCUCUGCCCCAGGCUUUGCCCGGGGUCCUGGAAGGCCUGGGCUCAGGCCAUGUGGUCCCUGAUGUGGGCUGGCCUGGGGUGGUGCCCUUAUGGCUUCUGUUUGUCCCCUUUCCAGUCUUCCACCCCACUUGUUGGAGCCCGGUCUGGAAGCUUGAGGAAACUGGCCCUGGCUACCCCCUAGGCAGAUGUGCUGCUGUCCCAAAACACCACCUUGGGUUCCAGGGACUGCUACUCGAUUGGCUCGUGGGUGGGGACAGUGCUAGAUUUCGUGUACAAACCUGUGUACCCCUCUAUAUAUAUGUUACAUAGAAUGUAUAUAUGUUGGGAACAUGCUCGCUUCCGUGUGUCGCUGCUGUGCGUCGUGUGCUUCACAGCACAGAGCCCUAACCUGGCCUUGGGCGGGGUAGGGGCUACAGUGAUGUCCCUUCCCUGUGCAACCAUCAUCACCACCGCCACGGCCAGUACCCACCUGUCCGUUUGUGUUCUCAGCUCUGUCCACGCUUCAAUAGGCCUGAUGCAGACCCCCUUUCCCUGCAACUUCCUGUACAUAUGACUGUAAAAUGGUAAACGUGUGUAUUAUAUCUGGCCUCGUUAUAUAGUGUAUAUAUAUGUAUACAUAUACAUAUAUAUAAUAUAUAUGAAGACUGUAAAUGUUAAGACAACUAGUGUUCUUAUUAGUAUAUUGCUUCACACUGAAGAUUGUGUGUAUCGAGCUGUUUCUAAAAGAUGUUUAUUUUCCUUAAGAGUUAAAAAAAAAAAAACAGUCAUUGCAUUCAGAAAAAAGUCAAUAAAGAUACCACGAUUGUUUUGGAA